UCACUCGGUCCGCACCCGUCCGCCGCCAUGGAGCUGGCCGUGCCGCUCUGCCUGCUGCUGCUGGCCGUCGCCGCGCAGCCGCAGUCCUCAGGCUAUCGCGGUCACUUCUUUUCACGCUGGAUGCGCCCCAACCGCAACGUCAAUCAUCUGGGGAUCAUCCGGCGCACCCGGGUCAAUAACGUGCCCGGCUUCCGCACCAGCUACCUGCGCCAUGGUGGCUACCGGCCGUACUACAGUGGACAGGAGCGCUACCAGGUCCGACUGGUCGGCGGAGCUAACUCCCGCCAAGGGAAUGUGGAGGUGCUGGUGAACGACUGGCGGCGGUUCCUGCGCGGCUGGCGGUCCGUGUGCGACAUAGGCUGGACCCAGGCGCACGCCGUCGCCGUCUGCAAACAGCUGGGCUUCCCGGGCGCGGCCACCCCCACGAGCAACGGCCGCUUCGGCUACCGCGGCACCGGAGUGGGCACCAGCGUUAGCCACUGCCAAGUGGGCCAGCACGGCCUCCGUGCCUGCUUCCACCAGGGUCUAGGCAACACUGGCGAGUGUAGCGUCAACAACCUGGCCGGCGUCAUCUGCGGCGCCGACACGUCCACGCCCUUCAACGGGCCCAUUUCAGUCCGCCUGCGGGGAGGAAGUCUGCAGGGCGACGUGCAGGUCAAAUACGAAAGAACGGGCUGGGGUCCCGUGUGCGGCGAUGGCUUCGGUUUGAAGGAGGCUACCGUAGUCUGCCGCCAGUUGGGCUUCGACGCCGCCGUUCGCAGCUACCUGAGCGGUCGCGACGCCGGUGGCCCCUUCAUUCUGGGCGAGGUGGAGUGCAAGAGCACCGAGAAGAACCUUGGCAGCUGCAGGUCGCGCCGCGGCAGGAGCGUCCGCUGCCCAGGCAACCGCUACAGCGGCGCUGCUGUCCAGUGCAGCAACAGAGACCGCUCCCCUCUCCCGGACCUGGUCAUUGACGCGGCAGAACUACAGUCGAGUGCCGUGGUUGAGGGCCAGCCAAUGGGCAGCCUCACGUGCGCUAUGGACGAGAACUGCCUUUCUUCGUCUGCGUACAAAAUCAGAGAGCGGGAACCCGCCACCUACAAGACCCGCAUUCGUAAGCUGUUCCGCUUCACCAACAAGGUGCAGAACAGGGGCAAGGCCGACUACAGGCCCCGCCGGGACCCGUCAGCAUGGCAGUGGCACAGCUGUCACAAGCACUACCACAGCGAGGAGUCGUUCUCCGAGUACGAUCUGGUUCGUCCAGGUACCAACACCAAAGUAGCCCAGGGACAUAAGGCCUCUUUCUGUCUGGAGGACUCCGAAUGCACACGGGGUAUCACCCCAAAGUACCGGUGCCGGCCAUCGAUGCGGGGCAAUCGCUUCCCGCAAGGCAUCCGGGCAGGCUGUGCCGACAUUUACGGCAGCUACAUCGACUGCCAGUGGAUCGACGUCACUGACGUUCCCUCGGGCACCUACGAUCUUCGGGUGCGGGUCAACGCCGACAGGGUGGUGCCUGAGAGCGAUUUCAGCAACAACCAGGUACUCUGCAGAGUGGAACUGGACGUGCGCCGCGAGAAGAUCAGCGUGACCAACUGCCGCAACACACCGCUCUGAGGCGGCCGCCAGACGGCGACAGCUGAGAAUGCGGACUAGGCGACGAAUGCGGACGGGUCCUGCAGACGGAGUACUAAACUUCAUUUGAAGCGGUGGUGACAGUGGUUGUGAUUUUUCGAAUCGGCUUUUCAGUCUUUUGAACGUUAAAUUUUUAGUGGAUUCCUUAUCUCAUCAGAACUUAAAUGGAUAUUGUGUGUUUGCAAAUGGCGAAAAUGUGGCACGUUUCCUUGCGAAAGAUGGGGUACCCCUUACGGCGUCGUUUGACUGACCGUUGAAGGUAAUAUCAAUAAUAAAACGCGUCUCAACGUGCUAAAACAUCCCACGUACGUUAUGAUGCAUUCAACUUAGAUGGAUACAUUCGAAUCAAGCCCAUGAUUAAAUACAUAAAUAGCGUUAAGAAA
This is a messenger RNA of Pollicipes pollicipes, 1994 nucleotides long. Its product is annotated as lysyl oxidase homolog 4. The record is from RefSeq and is a predicted model, not a curated record. The transcript is spliced from 11 exons. Lineage: Eukaryota; Metazoa; Arthropoda; Thecostraca; Pollicipedomorpha; Pollicipedidae. Gene Ontology annotation, biological process: peptidyl-lysine oxidation. Gene Ontology annotation, molecular function: protein-lysine 6-oxidase activity; copper ion binding. The coding region runs from base 28 to 1593 and encodes 521 amino acids. Gene Ontology annotation, cellular component: membrane.